AUGUCCAGCAAGGAGACGACAGUGCCGGACGCGUGGGACGACGAUUGGGAGGGAAUUGCAGAUACAUCGGAGGCCUCUGCAAAGAAGGACCAAACACCCGAGCCUGCUAAGCUCACGAAAGCGGAGCGCAGGGCGAAGCAUGCGGAAUUCAACCGGCAGAUAUGGCAGUCAGCUGAAAAUCCUGAGCCUAUGUUGUUCCUCCAAGCAAAAGAUACGCUUCCCAUACAACCUACUUUUAAGCCGCCCGUGACGGUAUUGAGUCGCAAACCUCCUCCAAAAGUUCUCUCCCAAAGCGAUGACCCAACCGAAGCCGCAGAAGACAAUGAGGACAGCGAGGAGGAACGACGCCGAAAGGCCGAGGAAUCUUUUGCAGAAAGACAAGCUCGGGCCGAGAGGGAAAGGGCAGAGAAACAACGCAAAUACGCAGAAGCUCGGGAACGUCUGUUCGGUUCGCCCGCACCCAGUUCGGAAGAGUCGAGAGUGGCAUCUCCCAGCAGGCCGAGUAGAGGCAAGGGACGUGGACGGGGCGGGAGGGAUAGCACAACUUCGAGUAAUGAGCAGUCACCAGCUCGUCCGGCAGCUUCCACACGGCAGCUAUAUGACCCAUCGUACACGGUGAAGCCCAACUCCGUGUAUAUUCAGAGGAGGGAGCAGGAAUCUAGCCGUAGCCGACCCAGUACCCCCGGUACCCCCAAUGGCCUACAACAACCCAUACGAGAACCUCGCGGCCCUCAAGCUAUUGGAAGGGGAGGAAGAGGAUUCGCACCUCGAGGGAACCAUCGGGGUGCCUCUGGUUAG
Messenger RNA from Westerdykella ornata, 798 nucleotides. RefSeq lists its product as uncharacterized. Bases 1 to 798 code for a protein of 265 amino acids. NCBI's taxonomy places the organism in Eukaryota, Fungi, Ascomycota, Dothideomycetes, Pleosporales, Sporormiaceae. The record is from RefSeq and is a predicted model, not a curated record. The transcript is spliced from 3 exons.